ACUGAUAAGCAUUGACACGUCCUGAGACCAGUCGAACCCAACAUGGCAGACUUAAAAGACCAAAGUUCCGUAGCUGCGGCGGAUUAUUACCAAGUUAUAGUAGAUAACGUAAAAUUGGGCAUGACCCAUGGCUUCGCUGUAGGCAUCCUGAUCCUCGUGGGUUUGGGUAUCAAAAUCAAGUUCUUUGGCGCGAAAAACAAGCAAAAAAACAAGGCGAAGGCUCUUUUAACCUCUUUGGGUCUCCAAAGUGUGAUCCCGACCCUGAACGACUACGAGCUUUCCAUAGCGUCCCAACUCGUCAAACCAUCUGACAUUCACGUCACCUUCAAGGACGUCGCCGGUCUCGACGCCACCGUCGCCACCAUCAAAAGCAACAUCAUUUUCCCUCUAUUGACCUACCGCUUCCUCAAGAACAAGUCGCGCCACUUUGCCCCUCCCAAAGGGGUUCUCUUGUACGGUCCUCCAGGUUGCGGCAAAACCCUCCUGGCUAAAGCCACCGCCAAGGAAGCCAACGCCAGAUUCCUCAACUUGGAAAUCCCCACUCUCACCGACAAGUGGUACGGGGAAUCCCAGAAGUUCGCCCUUGCUGUGUUCACCCUCGCGCAGAAGAUCCAACCCUGUAUUAUUUUCAUUGAUGAAAUCGACACGUUCUUGAGGGCUAGGGGGACGUCGGAUCACGAGGUUACAGCUAUGGUGAAGGCGCAAUUCAUGAUGUUGUGGGACGGGCUGCUUUCGGAGGAAGACGGGGGGGUUAUAGUCAUGGGGGCUACCAAUAGGCCGUUUGACGUAGACGAGGCCAUUUUGCGUCGGAUGCCCACCAAGCUGGAAGUAUCGAAGCCCGAUUUUGCCAAGAGGAAGGCGAUUUUGGAGCUGUUUCUGGAUGGGGAGGUGUUAGUGGACGUGGAUUUGGAUAAGUUGGCGGAAAGGACGGAUGGGUCGUCUGGGAGCGAUUUGAAGGAGUUGUGUCGGAGGGGGGUUUCGGCACCUAUGAGGGAAGCUGAGGGGACGGUUUUGAGGUUUGUGGAAAAGGGGGACGAGGAGGGGUUGGAGGAGUUUUUGGGGAGUUUGAGGGGGGUGGAGUUUGACGACUUCGAGACGGCUUUGAAGAGUAUGGAAAAUGAUAACAAGUGGAGGAGUGAGCAUGAGCACUGUCAUGAUCACUAAUUGUUUAAUCAAGAUACGAUAAUGAUUUGGUGCGCAAAAUUGCGUAAGAAAGUUUCGGUGCUUCCCAUUUUUUAUCAGUAUAGUUUUUUUAGUAACAAGCUUGUUAUCAUAGUAAACGUAAUUUUCUAAGUAUUAGGAUUGCUUGAAUUCACGUGAAACUGAUCCAAUUUUUACAAGUAGAGUACUAAGAUGACUAGUGACUCUUUAAACGUUGUGCUAAAAGCUGGGGAGUAUACAGCGACAUUCGCUGCUACUGGAGGAGUAGCAUAUUUCCUGGGUUUUGGAUUCGCCACUGCGAUUGUACUUGCGGUCGGUGUGUUCGGUGCAUACAAAUUGUACCAAAUUAAUCAAGGGGGCAAAAACAAACACUCCUAAUUAUUGUUUUAGCAUUUUUCUACUAUGCCAAUAUAAAAUAAUAAAUUA
Molecule: messenger RNA, 1587 nt
Organism: Zophobas morio
Lineage: Eukaryota; Metazoa; Arthropoda; Insecta; Coleoptera; Tenebrionidae
Product: outer mitochondrial transmembrane helix translocase-like
Exons: 4
Coding region: 43-1164 (373 amino acids)
Biological process (GO): extraction of mislocalized protein from mitochondrial outer membrane
Cellular component (GO): mitochondrial outer membrane
Molecular function (GO): ATP hydrolysis activity; ATP binding
Source: RefSeq, a predicted model, not a curated record